Molecule: messenger RNA, 1431 nt
Organism: Colletotrichum chrysophilum
Lineage: Eukaryota; Fungi; Ascomycota; Sordariomycetes; Glomerellales; Glomerellaceae
Exons: 1
Coding region: 1-1431 (476 amino acids)
Source: RefSeq, a predicted model, not a curated record
AUGGACAACCGCCUGGGAGGCUUCAUGCGAGCAGAUGAGAUAUUCUCAGAGAACGGUGGGCCAAUUCCACUCCCGCCGAGGUUCGCCCAGAUCAAGCGGAGCCUCAUCGCGGGCAAGGAGACGGCGAUAGUGGAUUCUUGGAAUCGGCUGCUGGUUGCCCUCCGGGCCGAGAUUGCGUUGAUAGGAGUAACAAAGUCUGACAUCAUCCCCACCAUCAACUUUUCGGAGCUCAAGGACCAUGCCCGCGUCUCCGAAUUUGCCGCAAAGCUCCGACGCCGAGGUGGCGCCGUGAUUCGCAACGUGAUUCCGCCGGACCAAGCUCAAGACUGGCGGGAGGAGACAGAGACGUACCUCGCCGAUAAUCCGGAGACCAGAGGGUGGCCGACGCGUGACCCCCAUCUGUUUGGAAUCUACUGGUCGCCUGCUCAGAUCAAGGGUCGAGCUCAUCCAAAUGUCCUUGCAGCCCAGCGGUUUUUGAUGGGCCUUUGGCGCUCGAGGAACCCCAACGCCUCGGUGGCAGUGGACUUGCCCGUGGCCUACGCAGACCGUUUGCGAAUUCGUGCGCCAGGCGACGAGUUCUGGCAUUUGAACGCCCACGUUGACGGCGGCAGUGUUGAACGAUGGGAGAGUGACGGGUAUGGAAACGCCGGCACAUAUCAACGCAUAUGGGAUGGAAAGUGGGAGGACUACGACCCCUGGGAAUGCAGCACCCGGCUCAAGGUCACAUCGGAUCUUUACAAUGGCGCGGGCUCAUGCAGCAUGUUCCGCAUGUUCCAGGGCUGGCUUUCCAUGUCAGACAUCAAUCCCGCUGACGGCACCCUUCUGCUAUGCCCGAUGCUUCAGCUCGCAACUGCCUACUUCCUUCUACGGCCUUUCUUUUCUCCACUGAACCCGUCCCCUGAGGCUGCGAACUUUCUCGCCCGCGAGAAUUGGUCUCUCGACUUUAUGCAGACAAGCAUCAUCCAGGGUGCCGUCCCGUCGUAUACGCAAGAGCUGAACGCCUCCCUCCAUCCUCACCUGCAGUUCGACAAGUCCCUCGUUCGCAUCCCCCCUGUUCGGCCUGGAGACUACGUCGUGUGGCACCCGGAUAUGGUUUAUGGCGUCGACAGGGUGCCGCCAUCGGCUCUGCCUGCAACGAUCAUGUAUAUUCCCGCCUGCCCACUUACACAAACGAACGCUCUGUACCUCGCCCGCCAGAGAAAGGCGUUUCUCCUUGGCCAACCUAGUCCGGAUUUUGGGGGCGGACGCGGAGAGAUUUCUCACCUGGGUCGACCUGGUGUUCAGGAGGUCAGCGAUGCGGGCGGCGAAGAUGGGCUUAGGGCCAUGGGCUUGCUGCCUUGGGAAGAUCGAGAGGGGAGGAGCCCAACAGUGAAAGCUCUGGUCGGGAUGGCGAACGCUAUUUUGUUCCCGGAUCAGUAUGACAUGGUUUGA